AAAACUAACCUCACCUUCAAUUAUCACCUUCUUUAUCAUAACCCUUUUCACACAUUUUUCUUCUGUCCCCCAUUUCUCUUUCGCCAACAACCUCUCAUUCGCCGGUUUCCCCCAUUUGUUUCAUUUUGUCUUAUCUCGUUUCAGAAAUUCAAUUAGUCCCUCCGGAGCAGAUCUGUCUCAGAUCUAGGGUUUUCUUGCCCCAAAUCAGGACUCGCUUGAGUUUCAAUUGUGUUAUGAGAGUAUAGGCCUUCUGCAAAACACACCAAUGUUUUCCGAAUUUUUAUGACACACGCUAUGCGUCGAAUUCGUCUGCUGCACUCGUUCUCCGUUGUGUUUCUGUACUGGUUCUAUGUUUUCUCAUGAACUCUCUCUCAAAUCCGUGAUUAAUUAGAUCCGUCUCCGUUGUUAAUUACUGUUCUAUUAUUCCAACAAUUAAUUAGAUCUGUAAUUCCUAUUUCCGUCAGCUUUCAUUUUUAUUUUUUUUUAAUUUUGUUCUGUCAUCAAAUCAAAUCCCAUCUCCUUGUCGGAAAUGGCAUCGAUUCAACGUUCGGCGACGAGCUCUGGAUCUGAAGCAGGAGAUCCGCAAAUCGACGAGAGAAAGCGGAAGAGGAUGCUGUCGAACCGCGAAUCCGCGCGGCGAUCGCGGAUGAGGAAGCAGAAACAGCUGGAGGAUUUGACCGAUGAGGUUAGCAAAUUGCAAGGCGCGAACAAGAAGCUUGUCGAGAACAUAAAGACCAAGGAAGAAGCGUGCGCUGAGACCGAAGCCGCAAACAGCAUUCUGAGGGCUCAGACCCUGGAACUGACCGAACGAUUGCGCUUCUUGAACUCUAUCCUUGAAAUCGCUGAAGAGGUCGGAGGUCUAUCCGUUGAGAUUCCCGAUAUUCCAGAUCCUCUCCUCAAGCCGUGGCAAAUUCCUCAUCCGACGCAACCGAUUAUGGCCACGGCAAAUAUGUUUCUGCGUUGAUCCAUUUCAUCCCCGUGGAUUUUAUGUUUAUUAGUUUAAUUGAUUAAUUAGGGUUAUUAGCGUCGUAAUAUUUGUCAUGUGCAUUAUUAGUGCCUGUAUUAGUGUUAUGUGAUGUUAUGUGUUGUGUCGUUUUGCGUCAAAAUCGUGUGGUCCAGUAUGCAUUGGAUUCCUGAGAUGAACGUGAGGUACAGGGUGUGUAGAUGGUUAGCAGCGGCAGUGUCCCUUGUCCCUUUGCGCGACUUGUAAUCAUUUUUAAUGGUGGCUGUUUUAUUUCAUGAUUAAAAUGUUAUCGCUUUAUCCUCAGCAUUAGCGGAAA
This is a messenger RNA of Vigna unguiculata (cowpea), 1280 nucleotides long. It is a transcript of the gene BZIP53, whose product is annotated as basic region/leucine zipper motif 53. Gene Ontology annotation, molecular function: DNA-binding transcription factor activity; transcription cis-regulatory region binding. Gene Ontology annotation, biological process: positive regulation of DNA-templated transcription. Gene Ontology annotation, cellular component: nucleus. The record is from RefSeq and is a predicted model, not a curated record. Lineage: Eukaryota; Viridiplantae; Streptophyta; Magnoliopsida; Fabales; Fabaceae.